AUGGGCACUAGACCUCUAGCAGCUUUGGCUGUUCUUCUCCUAGCAAUCACUCCUGUUCUCUCUCGGCCGCCUGGGGGAGGCCCCGGCGGACCUGGCGGACCUGGCGGUCCCGGCGGACCCGGCGGGCCUGGCGGAUUCGGCGGGCCUGGCGGAUUCGGCGGACCCGGCGGACAGGGCGGAGGAGGUCCGCCUAAUUUCGGUCCUCCUGGUGGCGGCGCCGGCGGACAAGGGGGCCCAGGGGUGCGGGGGGGCCCAGGCGGACAGGGGGGCCCAGGCGGACAGGGGGCCCCAGGCGGACAGGGGGGCCCAGGCGGAGAGGGGGGCCCAGGCGGACCGUUUGGCGGCCCGCCCAUGGGGCCUCCGCCGGUGUUCGGCCCGUUAAACUUGACGGCUGUGGGCAAUCUGACCGCCGCGGGUGGCGCUCGUCUCGCCAACUGCUCCACUGCAUUCCCCACGGAGCGUGCGGAUUUCCGAUUCGGCAUCUUCAAGAACGACAGUGGCAACUACAACAUUUUAUUCCAGGCCAUGCUGGUGGACGCCACUGGAGGCCCGCCCGACUCCCUCGCAAUCACCCAGGGCGCUGCGUGCGACGCUGCGGCCACUUCUUUCCUCUCCCUUCCCGUCGCUGGCACCGACUGGAUCGUCCACUCUGGCUGGUGGCUGCUGCACUCCGAAAUGCGCCUCGACGGAUUUAUGGAAAACGCGGAUUCUGCUACGGUGACAACCCUGCUCGCCGCGAUUCCCAGCAUUCUGGAUAGUGGAGUUACUUCCACCGGUGGAGCUUCCGGGAACCGGCGCAAGGGCAUGGAGAGUGGCGGCGUUCAGGGGAGGAUGCUGUUUGAUUUGUUCAAGUCCCUUGGGAAGGCCGCGGGGGCGAAGAAGAACCCUGGUGGCAAGAAUGGUGCUGGUAAGGGCGCUGGCAAGGGCUCUGGCAACAUGGGUGAGCCGCUUACUGUGACAGGGUUUGCUGUGCUGGCUGCAAGCUCCUCCUCUGGUGCCACGUGGGGUGCCGAGCUCAAGGGUGUGCUGGCGCCAGAUAGUCUCCCGCCCCCUCCCCCUUAA
Messenger RNA from Closterium sp. Yama58-4, 1062 nucleotides. Lineage: Eukaryota; Viridiplantae; Streptophyta; Zygnematophyceae; Desmidiales; Closteriaceae. The record is from the annotation of a GenBank genome assembly.